AUGGACACUAUGGUGUCCAUUUGGCUGGACGGCCUCAUCAGCAUGCUGCAGGGCCUUUGUCUUGACGACAGGACAGCAAUAUCAGUUGUGUUGCAGGCUGGCACUAGUCCAAAUGUUGCCAAAGGGCCUGUUGCUAAUCUUACAGGUCCAUUGGCCCAUAGUGAUGAUUCUAUAUCUGCUCCAGAUGAUUUUCCUGCUAUCAUUGCAGCUCAUUCCCCAACUUCUACUACCGUGGCUCCUGCUCCUGCCCUUGGCCCAGCUUAUUACAAUGGCACGUACUUCAAUGUGCCCAUUGAAGUCAAGUCCCCACUGUACUACAUAAUGAGGGGUUGUUAUAUUGGGGUCUUCUCAGGAUGGGAUGCUACUGGUCCCAAGGUGCUUGGUGUUUUACAUGCCAUAUAUCGCAAGGCAAAUUCUCUUGAGCAUGGUGUUUGGAUUGUGAAGCACACCAUAGAACAUGGGGGAUUUGGGCAUUCGAACACUAGGUGCUUCAUUCACCAAUCAAAGAGUUUUGGUUCAAACAAAUGCAGCGGGUCUCUCUUGGACGCACCAUGUGUUAUGGUCCAACCAUCCUCACGUAUUGACAAAUCAAAGACUUAUUAUUUUGGUCCAAACAAAUUCAAUGAUCCUUUGGAUGAUGAAGAUGAACCAAUGUUGUGCGGCUUUGACUUACAUGUCUCAAUUGAAACUUUACAAGACUACAUUGCCACAGUCAAGUAUGCCAAGGACGACUUCAUGGCGCAUAUCAAAGCUCCACAAAGAUUCUUUGACCUUCUCAUGGACAAGUACUCCAAGACUAUGCCUGAUCCCAACUUAUAUCCUACCAGAGCGAACAGCGGACUGGAUGGUAUUCUUAAGAUGUGUGGUAUUUGUGAUGAGUGGCGUGCUGCAGAUGCCAUCUGCAAGUUCAUGAGGGAAAUGGUAGGGAUGGUGGAAGACAUCUUGUUGCAUCUGGCAGAAGGCAGAGAUAGUGAACUAGUGGUUGCCUUCAUGGGGGUUAUGGUGCAAUGGGACAACUAUUUCUGGGAGUACUUGCCACAUCUGUGGCUGAAGCAAUUAGGCAUCUCAUAUGACACGACAAACAGCAAAAGGAACUACAACAAUUUCUGGCCCCCCUUUUUUGAGAGGUGGGAAGAAAAUUUGCCAAUCACUCUGGAAGACUCAUCAGAGCCCCUAGAUGAGAACAUGAGACUUGAGCAGAUAGCUAAGGCAAGGGAUGCCCUUCAGACGCAUUCGAUGGUCAAACUACACAAUGACUUUGGUAAUUUGAAGAUAGGCCACCAGCCUGCAGUCAAGAAGGAACUCAAUGCCAUGAAGAAUGCACUUGAUGCACCUGAACCCAAAAGCAGUGUGGAGGUGAAGGAGGAAGUCACAAAAUUGGCCCAAGAGAUGAAGGAAAAGAGGGAGAAAGAGAAAGAAGUGAUUCGUGACAAGAAUGAGCUGCCAAAGGAGUUACUUACAGAAAUCCUGUCGACAUUUUUCACCGAGUUGUACGAUUCGACAGGAUGGAUGUUCAGUGUCUUACUUGCUGGUCCUGACCCUAUGAAUGCUGGCAAGCUCAAUGUCAAUAGCCUGCAUAUUGGGACAACCAUUGCUGGCAAUCAGUUCAAUCAAGCAUAUCCAACAUUUGAGGAGAGUAUCAUGGUGCCUUACUUUGAGUUUGCAUCUCGAGCAUUUUUAUUAUUAUCAAAGGGAACCACCAUGCCUGAUCAGAAUGAUACAUCACUGCCAGACACACAGGUGCGGGUAACCCUGCCAGCCCAUAACUCCCUCACACAUUCUGCCAUGGAUAUCACAACUGAUACAUCACUUGCUACUGUUUCUUCUGCAUCCACUUCCACACCCAAUAUAUUACUCAUGCUGUCAGAACAAUCCCCAUUGCACUCAGAACUGUCAGGCACACUUUUGGGACAGUUUGCUUACAAUUUCUUCCAAUUUUCUCCCCCCUAUCUUCAAGAUGACGACAUUGAUCUAGACUUCAAUAGAUUCUCUCCUCUAACUUCUACCUCAAGAACUACUCAUGAUAUCUCAUCCCGCAAUGUGGCAGACUUUAGUUUCGCUGCUCCACACAACAAUGCCUCUGCUCCCAUGGCAACUCCUACUCCUGCACACACUCCAACUCCAGUAGAAAUCCCUACUUCUGUGCAACCAUCUACAGUUGUGCCUGAACCUCUCACCACAGAACCUAUUAUGGCCACUCCUUCUCCACCCGCCACAGUUGGUGAGGUGUUACCAGUAACAAUGAAGGCUUCCAAACGCAAGUCCAUGAAGAGCAACACACAUCUCAAGACAGUCUCCACAAAGCAUCAGAAGAGGGAGGGUGCAGUGGUCCUAUCCACUGAGAGCUCACAGCCCAUUGAGGGAGGCCGAGUCUCGAAGCCUGAAUGGGACACUGAGGCAAGUAAUGCACCCAAAAGUGAAGAGUGCUAG
This is a messenger RNA of Suillus subalutaceus, 2430 nucleotides long. RefSeq lists its product as uncharacterized. The coding region runs from base 1 to 2430 and encodes 809 amino acids. Lineage: Eukaryota; Fungi; Basidiomycota; Agaricomycetes; Boletales; Suillaceae. The record is from RefSeq and is a predicted model, not a curated record. The transcript has 20 exons.